Messenger RNA from Xenopus laevis (African clawed frog), 4332 nucleotides. It is a transcript of the gene rapgefl1.L, whose product is annotated as Rap guanine nucleotide exchange factor like 1 L homeolog. Gene Ontology annotation, biological process: small GTPase-mediated signal transduction; Ras protein signal transduction. The record is from RefSeq and is a predicted model, not a curated record. The transcript has 15 exons. Bases 576 to 2453 code for a protein of 625 amino acids. NCBI's taxonomy places the organism in Eukaryota, Metazoa, Chordata, Amphibia, Anura, Pipidae. Gene Ontology annotation, molecular function: guanyl-nucleotide exchange factor activity. Gene Ontology annotation, cellular component: plasma membrane.
AGCGCGAGCUCCGGGGAAAGAAGGCGGGACAUUUGUGUCAGGUGAAAAUGCUACUGGGGAAGCGACACAUUAUCUGCCGCUCACACACUGUCCGACAUUAGCGUGAGACUCACGUGACUCUCCUCAUCCCAAUCACUGGCCUCUGACUGACUCACUCACUGAGAGACACCGAGAGACUGAGAGAGACAGUCACACACGAGUCUCGUGGAUAGAGACCCCCCAACUCGCUGUCAUUUCCUCUCCACACUGUGGGGCGCCCUCUUCAUUCCUGACAACACCCCCAUUUUUCCUCCUCCCCCCCUCACCUGUCCUGGACAUUUGCUGGGGGUGAGGAGCCAAUAGACAUUCACAAGCCCCUCAUCCCAUUUCUCUCCAUUUACUUUAUUCCUGGAAAAAGAAGAGCAAACGCCCCCACUAAAUAUUCCCGUUUGCCCUGGUGCCAAUUUCCCAGCGGGCACAUCCCUAUUUUCGCUCCCCACUUUCCCUGUGUCUUUAGGAGCCGCGGGAAGUUCCAUCUUUAAUCAGCGCCUCAUCCGUUUGGGGGGCUCUGCCCCCUUGCCGCCUCCUCUCACAAAAUGAAACCGCUGGAAAAAUUCUUGAAAAAGCAAAGCUCUCAUCUGUCCGGACCCCGACACCUGCACAGGAGGCAGAGCGUCUCCAAAAUCCUCCCUUCUUUCCUGAGGGACACUCCCGGGGACUCGUCUGAAGGAGAAAGGUGUGCGGAAGAUCCAGCAGGUGGACCACCGACAUCCCACGACUGUCUCGACUUACCUGAUGGACUUCGUUCCCCUCUUUCUUUUUCUUCAGAUGAACUGUCUCCCUCAGAACCCCUCACCCCACCACCAGGGUCUGUAGGCUGGACACUUUCUCCUCCUGGCCCCCUGUUUGCCCCUGAUACCCCUGAGGUUCUGCUGGGGAGGGUUCUGGAGCAGCUAUUGAGUGCACCGAGGCUAAACGAAGCAGCAGAAUUGGCCCUGGACGACUUUAUCCUCACGCACACGCUGUUUCUGCCGACAGACCAGCUCCUCCUCCAGUUACAGCAAUAUUUCUGCUGCUGCAGCCGAUACACUACUCCGACGUGGGAAGGGAGCGACCCUCUCCAGAGGAAACAGGCUGUACUCGCAUCUCUUUUACACCUGCUGGAUACAUACAAGGACGCUCUGCAGGAGCAGGAGAGGACAUUCCAGCUAAUCAAGGAUUUCUACGUCUUGGUGAUGAGGGAUGCCCCGAAUUUCCCACAGCUGGAGGGGAGCGUCAUCCACUUGCACAGGCUUGUGGAAAGUACCGAGCUCAGGCUGACAGAUGGCAGUGCCACUCAGUGCUCAAAGCAAGUCAAACCUCUGUUCCGCCAUUUCCGCAGGAUUGACUCCUGCCUGCAGCCACGGGUAGCAUUCAGGGGUUCAGACGAGAUUUUUUGCAGGGUCUACAUGCCCGAUCACUCGUACGUCACAAUCAGGAGCCGACUUUCUGCUUCUGUCUCUGAUAUCCUGAGUUCUGUUUCAGAGAAGCUGCAAUAUUCGGAAGAACAGGGGCAGAGAGAGGAGCCUCUCAUCCUGGUGGCUGUGACUAGCGCUGGAGACAAGGUCCUGCUGAAGCCAGACGAUGGCUGUAUCUUUACUACUCUGGGGAUUAAUAGUCACUUGUUUGCCUGCAAUCGGGAGGAGCUGCGCUCUUUGGUUCCUCUCCCAGAGGAGGUUCAGCUGCCUCCCGAAGACUCCCAUAUUCACAGGAUCGAGGCUGAAGAUUUGGCCAAUCAACUGAGCACUUUCCACUGGGAACUUUUCAGCUGUGUGCAUGAGCUGGAAUUUAUAGACUACGUGUUUCACCCAGAACGUGGGCGCAGGGAGACGGCCAAUCUGGAGCUUCUGUUGCAGCGAUGCAGUGAGGUGCAGCACUGGGUCAGUACACAGACUCUGCUCUGCGAGGGGCCAGCGCGCCGCACACAACUGCUCAAGAAAUUCAUCAAAACGGCCGCCAUCUGCAAACAAAACCAGGACCUGUUGUCCUUCUUUGCAAUAGUGAUGGGCCUGGAUAACGGAGCUGUGAGCCGUCUACGGGGGACUUGGGAAAAAUUGCCAGGAAAAUUUAAGAACUUGUUUCGAAAGUUUGAGAAUUUAACGGAUCCAUGCAGGAACCACAAAUCCUACCGUGAGAUGGUGUCUCGCAUGCGCCCUCCUGUAAUUCCAUUUAUACCCCUCAUUCUGAAAGAUCUGACUUUUUUACAUGAGGGCAGCAAAACCUUCAUCGAUGGCCUUGUGAAUGUAGAGAAAAUGCACGCCAUUGCUGAAAAAGUGAGGACUGUGCGAAAAUACCGGAGCAAUCAGCUGCGGCUGGAUACAGAUGUGUCCCCGACUCUUCUGCAGAAUAAAGCCUACGUGCGCCAGUUCCAAGUCAUCGACAACCAGAACCUGCUGUUUGAGCUCUCCUACAAACUUGAGCCCAAUACCCAGUGAUGGGAAUGAAGGCGAUGGGCAGACAGAGCAAGGCCUCAGUGCAGAGCAGUGUGGAGGGAACAGUGUUCUGCAUUCAGAACUGAUCAGAGCUGGACCUGUGCUGUGUGUGUUCAGGGUUGUACAGUAAGAACAUCAUCCUAUGUGUGCCCCCCCCAAACCCAUCUCCUGACUGCCUGACCAUUGUGUCUACCUCUUUAGGGGAGAUAAUCUGAAAAACUAAAGCUGCCACCUUAAAGGAGAAGCAAAUGCAGCAAAAGAUUUCUUCCCCCACAAAUAGUUCUGCUCCCUUCAGUCCACAAUAAUCGUUUCCCCAACCUGUUUGAUGCUUCUGUGGGUGCCUUUGUGUUUGCACCCACCAUAUUGGAAGUCUAAGUCAUACUUCCUCUGCUUUGGAAGCUCAGUGAUGAACUCGGCAGCAGAGCAAGCAAUCAGUUUGGUGCAACUGCACAUGCUCCAAGCCAAGGGGAAACACCGUUGGACAUCAUCCUUGUCAAAGGAAACGCUCCACUUAAAAUAGCUUCUACGUUUUCCAGCACCAUUUGAAGAGGUGCAAUUUAGGUAUAUUUAUAUAGCAUUUAAGGGGCGCUUUUUUGGCAGUAUUACUUGUAUAUUAUGGUUGCUUCUCCUUUUUCUCAAUUAUAUGCCGGACAUCCAUCUCCCAGGAUCCUCUGCCAGUCCCCAGCUGGUUGGGUGCUACAUUACACUGGAAACUGCUACUGCCUGUGUUUGACUUUUGCCAUUAAGUGAUUUACAGGUAAACUAUCCUUGCACUAUAGAGACAUUAUGAUACGUUGCAGAGCAUUCUGGGAGGAGAAACAGGUUGCAGAUGUCUGGAUUUUGGAAAAAAAUAACAGUAAUGGUAGUUACGGGGUAAAAGAGAAGGGAAAGCCGAAUGACUUAAGUGCAUUGGGGUAUUUUAUUAUAUUAGACGUACAGCCUGGUCUGUAUUAUUUUCUUAAUUGGGGAAAUAAGAUAGGGCAAUAAGGAAAUAUAUCCCCUCCUUUUACAACGGGUCAUUGACUACAAACAUAUACAAUAUAUAUAUAUAUAUAUAGAAGUAUAUACAGAGAGAGAGAGAAACUGCUGCAGGAGACGCAUCAUUAGCACUAUUCAGAGCUAAUCCCUAAUCUACACAUAUAUAUAUAUACACGUAUGUCGAGACAUCUAUUUAUACCCAGAGGCUUGCGCUUGUUUGUGUGAAUGGAUCUGUACUCCCAGUUAGGGUUCCAGUCAGUCGAUUUCACAACAUUCAUUUUAUUCUUAUCUUGUUAUGAAUAAAGUGCCACAGCGGAGAUGUACAGCGGGGACCUGUUAUACAGGAAGAUGCACGACCUUAAAGGGGUAACCGGAUUAUUUUAUGUUCUAAUCUACACAUGACAUAGUCGUGCAUCUGUGUAUUCUCACAUUCAUAGACAUGAAUUCUACAGUGCCAAAAUGCUACGAAAGAAGCACCUUACUCCAUAGGGACACUCCAGGCUACAUUGAGGCUGAUGGGUAACGGGAUUCACAUUAAACAAGGGGAGCAGCGGAUGCUGAGAAUGCCCGAGACUGCUUGUCCUUGUCUAUAGAACUGACAUUUCUGCACACGUAUCAACAGGGUCAAUGUGUGUGGAGAUAUAUGUUGCUAUAGAUACACAUACAACACGCGAUGGCCGAAAUCUCUAAAAACGGAACAAAUGUAAAUAAGCCUCGGUUCUUUAGCAGAGCUUUUGUACUGACAGGGGCCGUUGAAAUGUUUUUUUAUAUCUGUAUAUUUUCAUUUUUGUUCUAAUUUGUUUUGUAAUGGCAGAAGGUGGAACUUCAGCACUUAUAACAGGCAGACAGGCCUGGGGACAAACACUGGAGAGGCAAUAAAUGAAAACACUCAGCGUUUAAAAUA